Messenger RNA from Didymodactylos carnosus, 266 nucleotides. NCBI's taxonomy places the organism in Eukaryota, Metazoa, Rotifera, Eurotatoria, Philodinida, Philodinidae. The record is from the annotation of a GenBank genome assembly.
AUGCCAGGCCUAGUUCCAGUAAUGGACAUAAUGCAUGACGAUUAUUGUAAUGACUUACUCAAACAGCAUAUGAGUGUUACAGAAGAUUUUAUCAGUACAGAUAGCCGGAUAUUAGUAAAUCAGCAGCAAUCAACGCCUGUCAUAACCACAAUAAAUAACCCGAAUGAUAAUAUUAACAAUGAAGUUGAUGGCGAUAGUCAAUUGUUAGACUAUAGUAAGUGAGAAUCACUAUGCCAAUGAACCCAAACGCUCCAAGUUUUGUCAGU